CACAGCUUGAAUUUGAUACCGGAACCUACAACAAUAGCAGAGAAAGCAACUCCAACGGGAGGAUAUGUGAAGCAAAAUUGAUAAAGUCCUGUUCCGAUUAUCAUAUACGUUGAAAUUUAUUCCAAAAAUUUACUCAAAACUAAACUAAAAAUUUAUUUUAUUAAAUAAUAAAUUAUUAUUUUUUUGGUUCACAAAAUUAAAUUACAUUCUUUAUAACAAGGAUAACCGAGAAUUCUGGUUUAGAGCGUUUAAUCCCCGUCACGCAGAUACUCCGGACCGACCCCUCGACUCCACAGUUGAGUCUCUGAAAGUUUGGGAGAAAAAGAGGAAUCAAUUAGGGUUUAUUCCAAACGAUAAAAAAAUCAAAAGAAAAUAUGUCACAAAUCAGUCUACCAUUUGAAGUCGGUCACACCGUCGAAGCAAGAUCUUUCGAAUUAGGUUUCCGUGGAGCUUGGUUUCGCUGCAAGAUUGAAAAGAUAUUAAACAAAGGAAGAUCAUUAUUCUACGAUUUGAAGUAUCUUGAUUUCACAGAAGAAGGAAUACACACAACAAAAGUAUUUCAAAAACGCCACGGCGAGAACGAGAAGAAUCACCUCAUGGUUCGACCCUUAUGUCCACGUCAGCGUCACGAAAACGAAGUUCUUAACGAGGAAGAAGGUGGUCUUGUUGUUGUUGAUGGUCUUUGGAAAGUGGGAGACUUGGUGGAUUGGUGGAAAGACGAUUGUUAUUGGUCUGGUACUGUCCGAGAAGUGAGUGAAGAGGACGAAACUGUGAAGAUUGAGUUGUUGCCUAAACCUUAUGGAGAAGGAGGUAGUUAUGAUGCUGUGUUUAAGGAUUUGCGUCCUUCUUUGGAAUGGUCACUUGAAGAUGGAUGGAUUGUGCCUUUCUCUAAGGAUGGGGAAAAGAGGCAGUGUGCUAAGCUAAUGAAACUUCCGAGUGAAGACCAAGUGAAAGGAGAUGAGGAGACUAGAGAAGAAGGAAAGGUGAGAGUUACGAAGAAGUUAGUAGGAGAGGAAGGUCUUGUGUUGAAUAUAAUGGAAUCAGAGUCUAUAGAAGCUGCUGUGAUGGACUUGGAAGAGCAAGUUGUUCGAAUAGAGUGGAUUAAAGGAAUGUUAUCGCUUAAUGUUCCUAAUUCCGAAACUUCAACAUGGAUAUGUGAGGAUUAGCCUCCACCUUCCUGAAACAAAAUGUCACAGGCCUUAGGUGGAGGAGUAGAGUAGAAGAUGUGGAUGAGGGUAAAGACCUAAAGGUGGAUCAUAUCUGACACGUUUUGUGAAAUUUGAAAACGGAACAUGACUCUGUUUCUUAGAUGUCUUUCUUUUAGGUAGUUUGGUUUCUUCUUGUUUUUUUGUUUGAUGAUACUUUUGCAGCAAUUUCCUCUGUAUUUAACCUACUUUUGGGUAGUCUGGGAAUUGAUCAAACGAAAAUCUCUUACAUGGGUCCUCUGCACAUGGUCUUUAAUGUGCUUGAAACCACUGAUUUGGGCUUUUAAAUGCUUGUUAGUUUCACUGUCAAAUCUCCAAGGCUUCCCUUAUUCAAAUACAGUAGUGAC
Molecule: messenger RNA, 1552 nt
Organism: Eruca vesicaria subsp. sativa (arugula)
Lineage: Eukaryota; Viridiplantae; Streptophyta; Magnoliopsida; Brassicales; Brassicaceae
Source: the annotation of a GenBank genome assembly